This is a messenger RNA of Lampris incognitus (smalleye Pacific opah), 1661 nucleotides long. It is a transcript of the gene ckma, whose product is annotated as creatine kinase, muscle a. The coding region runs from base 147 to 1292 and encodes 381 amino acids. The record is from RefSeq and is a predicted model, not a curated record. Lineage: Eukaryota; Metazoa; Chordata; Actinopteri; Lampriformes; Lampridae. The transcript is spliced from 8 exons. Gene Ontology annotation, molecular function: creatine kinase activity. Gene Ontology annotation, biological process: phosphocreatine biosynthetic process.
UGGCCAAGCCCAUGGCCGUUUGUCGGUCUGGUAUAUAAGUGCAAAAAAGGACCUCCAGAUUUGGGUGACCCCUACUUUGGCUGUGGUGAAAAGGAUCUGAUCCCAAGGACUGUUCUUGUCUGGUGUGCAGUGUUAGAAACGCAAUCAUGCCUUUCGGAAACACCCACAACAACUUCAAGCUCAACUUCAAAGUUGAGGAGGAGUUCCCCGACCUGUCCAAGCACAACAACCACAUGGCCAAGGUCCUGACCAAGGAUCUGUACGCCAAGCUGAGGGAUAAGCAGACCCCCAGCGGCUUCACCGUGGAUGAUGUCAUCCAGACCGGAGUUGACAAUCCUGGUCACCCCUUCAUCAUGACCGUUGGCUGCGUCGCUGGUGAUGAGGAGUCCUACGAGGUCUUCAAGGAUCUGUUCGACCCCAUCAUCUCCGACCGUCAUGGUGGAUACAAGCCCACCGACAAGCACAAGACCGACCUGAACUUCGAGAACCUGAAGGGUGGUGACGACCUGGACCCCAACUAUGUCCUGUCCAGCCGUGUGCGUACCGGCCGCAGCAUCAAGGGAUACACCCUGCCCCCCCACAACAGCCGUGGCGAGCGCAGAGCUAUUGAGAAGCUGUCCGUUGAGGCUCUCACCAGCCUGGAUGGCGAGUUCAAGGGAAAGUACUACCCCCUGAAGUCCAUGACUGAUGCUGAGCAGGAGCAGCUGAUCCAUGACCACUUCCUGUUUGACAAGCCCGUUUCCCCCCUGCUGACCUGCGCUGGUAUGGCUCGUGACUGGCCCGAUGGCAGGGGCAUCAUGCACAACGAUAACAAGACCUUCCUGGUCUGGGUGAACGAGGAGGAUCACCUGCGUGUCAUCUCCAUGCAGAAGGGUGGCAACAUGAGGGAGGUCUUCAGACGUUUCUGUGUUGGCCUGCAGAAGAUUGAGGAGAUCUUCAAGAAGCACCACCACGGCUUCAUGUGGAACGAGCAUCUCGGCUACGUGCUGACCUGCCCAUCCAACCUGGGAACCGGCCUGCGUGGUGGAGUCCAUGUCAAGCUGCCCAAGCUGAGCACACACCCCAAGUUCGAGGAGAUCCUCACCAGGCUGCGUCUGCAGAAGCGUGGCACAGGUGGUGUGGACACCGCCUCCGUGGGAGGAGUGUUCGACAUCUCCAACGCCGACCGUCUGGGCUCCUCCGAGGUGGCUCAGGUCCAGCUGGUGGUUGACGGUGUCAAGCUGAUGGUGGAGAUGGAGAAGAAGCUGGAGAAGGGAGAGGCCGUCGACAGCAUGAUCCCCGCCCAGAAGUAAACAGGGACGACGGACGUCAUUUUUCUACUUACCACCCACAUGCAGCAGAGCCACCUGACGGAUGUGUGGAGGGAAACUUCCGCUCACCUAGAGACUCUUUGACUCUGCUGACUUCUUUUCCUUCCUUCCAACUUUUCUCUCUCUCUCUCUCUUUGGCCUUCUUUCCUAGUCUUUUUACAGUUUCCUUCUUCCGUCACCUUUUUUUUUCACAUUCUCAAUUUUUGGUCGGUAACAUCCUGGGAUCAGCCUCCACUGAAGCUAGGCUCAGGCUUGCCUAGCGAGACGUGGCAUCACCUAUAGUUUUUGAUGUAAAAAGUAACAAUGAUCGAAACUGUUAAUACGAUUCAAUAAACCACCCAAUCAAAAACA